Messenger RNA from Cydia strobilella, 1697 nucleotides. Its product is annotated as lachesin-like. Bases 228 to 1619 code for a protein of 463 amino acids. The transcript has 14 exons. The record is from RefSeq and is a predicted model, not a curated record. NCBI's taxonomy places the organism in Eukaryota, Metazoa, Arthropoda, Insecta, Lepidoptera, Tortricidae.
CAAACGCGCGCCGCGAAGCUAGAGAUGUGAUAGCGAACGCGAAAUAGAAAAGAAACUCAGUUGAGUUAGCGUUCCACCGCGACCGGUCGCCUCUCGAAUCGACUGAUCAGUGCAACGAAGGAAGUGCCUUUAGUGGAGUGUCAAAGUGUAUUUUUGGAAGUUUUACGAAACAGGUGCCUAGUAGUGUGUAUAUUUUUAAGUGUUGACUGAAAAUAUAUCGUUUCACUAUGGAAUUAAGAAGAUUGUCCUUAUGCCUGGCGUUCCUGUUGGUCGCUGUUAUCUCACAUAGUUCAGAAGCGAGACACUCUUUGGAGCGACGAGAUGCCGAUGUGGACUUCUUCCAAGAUGACCCGGGCUCCGACAACGAACAAAACGACGAAGGAGACGAUGAGGACGGACCCGUUCCGAAUGCCACCAUCCUCACCAAGCCCGAGGUAUAUAAAGUGCCGAUAGGAGUAGGAGUGCGGUUGGAGUGCAGAAUCGAUAUCCCAGACACGAUGGUUACCUGGUUAAGAGGGGAUAUAGGCCUGGUAGUGCUUGGGACACUAAUGGCUGAUCCGACAAAGUAUCAGAAGAGCGGUACUGACCUCAUCAUCAACAACGUAACGCAGGCAGAUGCUGGUGGUUACCAGUGCAAGGUUGAGCAAACGCCGCCCGUUCAGAUUGAACAUCAGAUCGAGACUGUCCAGUCUGCUCAAAUUACGAGCAUCUCGGCGUCCGACGAGGGCAAACCUGCCCCAGGCGCGGAUCUUACCCUAUCUUGCACUGCCACCGGCAUCCCCGCUCCAAAGAUCAUUUGGUCCAAGUUGGUCAACGGGCAGAACGCAAAGCUCGGUGAAGGCGCCGUCCAUACCAUCAAGAACGUGAGGGUGGAUGAUUCUGGAAGGUACUUCUGCUACGCGAUGGGCAACAACAACGCAGACACGAAGACUAUUGAUGUCUCUGUUAGAAGGAAACCUAAGGUGCAUGUGCACCGCGCCGUUAUCAACUCGGCCAUUGGCGUCGAGGCCCUCAUGAGGUGCAAUGUCCACGAACAAGAACCGGUCUUAAUCAGGUGGUUCAAAGGUGAGCAGGAGAUCGACUCGUCGCAGUACUCCACGCGAGGCACCGAGUCCAACUUCACUGUGACACCGCAGUCGGACGCUGACUUUGGCACCUACACUUGCAGGGCCGAAUGUGACUUCGGCACGCAUCACCGUUCCAUCGAGCUAGUCGAGACCCCUGUUGUGGAGAGGCUAGAAUCCGACGGCAGCAAACUCUCAUGGUCCGUGCACUCGCACCUGCCUCUCAAGAAUAUCGAGAUACAGCUGAUUGAUACUGCCAACGGCACCUUAACGAAGUUCGACGUACCGGUGCCAGACCACAAGACACACGAAUACGACUUUACAUACGUGGUGAAUUCAGUGGAACCUGGACUCUAUGAUGCAGUAGUUAAGGUCGAAAACUCAAAGGGCAUGGGCGAGAACAGCCAAGCGGUCGAACUUAAAGAAGUUGAACAAGACCCUGAAAGUAUCCAGGUAGCGAAAUUGGGCCCAUCGCCCGGCGCGGCGCACGCGCACCUCCCCACGACGGCGCUCAUCUCCACCGUCCUCAUGUACCUGCUCGUACGGAUGCUGUAAACGUAUUAGUCUCUUUAGUAUUCAUGGUUCGUGGUAAACACAUUCGCACCAUUGUUCAAGCUGGGUUAGUUUCCUAAA